Diuraphis noxia (Russian wheat aphid) is the source of this 1692-nucleotide messenger RNA. RefSeq lists its product as uncharacterized. The record is from RefSeq and is a predicted model, not a curated record. Lineage: Eukaryota; Metazoa; Arthropoda; Insecta; Hemiptera; Aphididae.
AUGGUAUAUUCAAUCAAAGUUGAACAAUUGAUCCACGUGGCAGUAGAUGCCGAAAAUGGACUAAUUAAUCAACACCUUUUGAUCAAACUUUUAGAGUUUAUUGUGCGUCGGUCAAAUAUCCAUACAUUGAAUGUUGUUUUUAACGAAAAUGAAAAAAAUGGAGCGGAGUGUUGCAAAUAUAUCGAAGCGUGUAAAGCGAAUAAGGCUCUGCCCUCGGAUGAAAUAUCUGAAGAAAUAACAUCCGAUGAAAUAAAAUCAAAAGAAAUAUCAGAACAGACAUUGGAUCCUGUUGGAUGUAAUGUCUUUGAAUACCCUAAUUUAAACAAACAUCAGCAGCAGUGGACCACUCCUAAAAACCAACCCGUCAAAACAGCCCUGCAUGAAGAAGUGGCAACUUCCAUGACGGAUUUUCUUGACGAUUCAUCAUUGGAUUGUAAUUCAUUCAUAGCUGAAGGAUCACCGGAGAGCAUUUACAAACUGCCUUCGGAAGAAACAAUUUCGGAAUCUGCAUCAUUAAAAGAGAAAGCGGAUGAAAUUUCGGUUCCUUCAAAGUUGAGUCUGGACAAGUUUUUAGAAGAAAAACAUGAAUAUCAUCUUCAUACUAACGAUAUACAUGUGAUAGCAGAUAUUAUUGAACAACUGUAUGGAAAAAUCAAAAAAAUUAAUAAAGUCAUUAAUGUACUGCAAAAAAGCAUUAAGAAAUUUAAUACUGAGGAUUCGGAUGGUUCUUCAGAUAGUGAAAUCAAUGUGAUCAAACAAAUCGCUUUUUCAGACAUGGGUUCAUUGAUGGAAAUCGAAAAACGUGGUUAUGAUCGGUCAAAACUAGACGAAAAUCUACAGAGUUUGGAUCUCAGUUCCAAAGGAGAGGUGUUUAAAACGAUAUUUGGAAGAAUUCAAAAAAGAAAAGAUUUAAAUUUAGCAAUGUCAGUUGGGAAUUUCCGUGAAUUCGACCUUGAUUAUAGGACAAAUUUUCAGACUAUUCACAGUUAUAUARMGUUAUACAAAGAAUCGUUCAAAAAGGUUAAAUCAGAUAUUAAACAAAUACAGAUGAGUCUUUUAGAUAAAAAUGAAUUUUUGGUAUUUAAAAAUACGAUAUCAUCGUCGCACAUUAAAAUGAAAAAUGAUAUCAAAGAAUACAUAUUGAAGGAUCCUGAAGCAAUGGGUAUCGUUAGAUUUAUCAAUGACGGAUCAUGUAUGUCAUGCGGGAAAUCGGCCACGAUUAAGACCACAAAUACUGCUCCAAUUUGUGUAGAGAAAGAUGCGCCCAAAAGAAGUUCCAGUCAUAAAUCGUUACAAGACAAGAACGGAAAAAUGAGUACACCACMAAAAAUGAAAUUUCCCAUGAAGUUCAUAAAAGACGUACCAACUCGUAUAAAGUGUAAUGUUAUUAAAUUGCCAGCAGAGCAGCUAAUAUGCAGUCCUAAAACAGUCAAUCGGAGUACUAAUUUAAAGCGAUUUGACAACAAAAACGAAGGGGACGAUCCAUGUAUGUCAUCGAAAUCUCCCACAAAGUCAACAAAAGAUGUCGUACCCACUGAUCUAAACUUAAGUGUUAUCAAUUUGCCAGCGGAACAGCCAAAAUUCGACUUUAAGGUCAAUUGGGAUGCCAAAUUAAAGAUAUUCGAAAAACAUCACGAAGGAGAACCAAUCAAACAGAAUGCAAUUAAGACAUAUCKAUUAAUGUAUAAGUAA